AUGGAUUCUCGACGACUGACUGUCUUUCCGAGAACAGGAAAUGGCUCAGACAACGCCAGAUUUGCCGGCCGCAACGGUGACACUCAUCCGCCCCAAGCUCCAAAGCGAAAAGUUCAAAGCGGCAAAGAGCCGGCAGACCCCAAGCUUCCAAAGCUUGCGCCAACGCUCCGAGUCAAACGCAAAACGUUCACGCCAAUCGACAGAGAUCCCGAGCAACGCUAUCGGUGCAUACACAGCGUGGAUCCAGAAGGAGAGAGACCCUACUGCCUAGCCCAGGAGAUUGCUUCAGACGCCGCCGAGCAUGCCUAUCAGGUCGUGAUGAUCCGACGCAGCCCAGACAAGCCCGUUGUGGGCCUGGACAAGCCGGAUCCGAAUCUCCUCAACAUCGUGUCUGUCUUUCGGUUUCGAGAUUCUCUGUUCACCGUGUUCGACAGACCCGGCCUUCCCCUGUCUGAGAUUGCCGUGUCUCACUCUCCUCAGCUGGGGCUAGCCGAGGUGAAGACGAUAAGCACAGAGGCGCUUUCUGGUAUCUGCGCUCUGAGCGCAGCAGGCCUUCAUCUGCCGUCGAUCGAUGUAGAAGACAUCACGGUCUCUGCAAGCGAUGGCCAAGUCAAAGUCGGUGAGUACAACUCGUGUCUUAGAGGACUGCUGACCGCUGAACGACAUGCUUUUGGGGUCAUGCUAGAAGAUCUAGUGUCCCGUGUCCCGAGUCCUUCGGCGCUGCAGCAAAGCGACGACCUCCAAGCUUUUGUCCGACAUGCCGACCAGGCAACAUAUCGAGAGCUACAGAAGGACGGCUUUCUGGAAGACUCGCUGCCCGCGCCGUCGCUGGUUCCUUUUGUGGUAAAUGCCCAGAUCAUAGUGUUUCCAGUCGAGCAUGUUGCAGAGGCUCGCAUUACCGAGUUGGCGAUGUCACAGCCACUGAUGAAGUAG
Molecule: messenger RNA, 933 nt
Organism: Alternaria atra
Lineage: Eukaryota; Fungi; Ascomycota; Dothideomycetes; Pleosporales; Pleosporaceae
Exons: 4
Coding region: 1-933 (310 amino acids)
Source: RefSeq, a predicted model, not a curated record